AUGCCUAUAAGUAAGAAUAAGCUGUUUUUACUACUCGGAAUGAUCUGUUUGGGACAAGGUAAAUCUGCAACUCUUUCUCUUUCCAAAGCUCCCACUUGUGGGCGGAGUCUGGUGAAGGCACAGCCUUGGAAUUACUUGAACUUUUUCAGUCGCAUUGUUGGGGGAAGACAAGUGGUAAAGGGCUCUUACCCAUGGCAGGUGUCUCUGAAACAAAGGCAGAAGCAUAUCUGUGGUGGAACCAUCAUUUCUCCACAGUGGGUGAUUACAGCUGCUCACUGCGUGGCCAACAGAAAUAUUGCAUCAGCUUUGAAUGUUACUGCUGGAAAACAUGACUUGAGCCAUACAGAGCCAGGAGAGCAAACCCUCACCCUUGAAAGCAUCAUCAUACACCCACAUUUCUCUACCAAGAAACCAAUGGACUAUGAUAUUGCUCUUUUGAAGAUGGCAGGCACCUUCCGUUUUGGUCUGUCUGUGGGGCCCAUGUGUCUUCCAGAGCCAGGAGAACAAUUUAAGGCUGGACUGAUUUGUAUAACUGCAGGCUGGGGCCGCCAGACUGAAGAUGGCAACCUCUCGCAAGUCUUGCAGGAAGUGAACCUGCCCAUUCUGACGCAGAAGGAGUGUGUGGCAGCUCUGUUAACCCUGCAGAGGCCCAUCAGCGGGCGGACCUUGCUCUGCACGGGCUUCCCUGAUGGAGGGAGAGAUGCGUGUCAGGGAGACUCAGGAGGUUCCCUCAUGUGCAGGAAUAAGAAAGGGACUUGGACUCUCGCUGGUGUGACUUCCUGGGGAUUGGGCUGUGGUCGAGGCUGGAGAAACAAUGUGCAGAAAGGCAAUCAAGGAUCCCCUGGGAUCUUCACAGAUCUUAGUAAAGUGCUUCCCUGGAUCCAAAAACACAUCCAAAUUGGGAAGUGGAGAAAGAGCUCCAGAGCCACAUGCAGCGAGAAGGACAGUGCGGUCAGCAAGUCGGAGGGGGAGCUGCACUUCCCAGAAAGCCCCUACCUCUAUUACGACAGCAAGCAACUGUGUGUCUGGACCCUGUCCAUACCCGAGGAAAUGCAUGUGUUACUCAGUUUUUCCCACUUGGAUGCAGAGUCUUGUCACCACAACUACCUGUCGAUACAUUCUUUAGAAGAAAGACUUAUUGGGAAAUUCUGUGGUGAAAACCUCGCUUCAUCAGUUCUUGUUGCCGCCAGCUCUUUGAGGCUGAAGUUCAUCUCUGACGCCACAGAUCAUGCCGCUGGGUUUAAUCUCACCUAUAAAGCCAUUAAGCCAAACUACCUUCCUGAUUCAGGUUGCAGCUCCUUAACUGUCCUUUUUGAAGAAGGCCUCAUACAGAGUCUUCGUUAUCCUGAAAACUACACUGACAUGGCCAACUGUAACUGGGUUUUUCAAGCCCCCCAGCAUUAUGUAAUUAAGCUUUCCUUUCAGGACCUGGAAAUAGAGGAGAGUGGAGACUGUACUUCCGACUACAUGACAGUGCACAGGGAUGUAGAAAGGAAGAAGGAAAUAGCUCGGUUGUGUGGCUUUGUUGCCCCUGUGCCUGUGCUGAGCUUCUCCAGCGUAAUGCUCAUCAGCUUCCAGUCCGAUGAAAAUGUGACCUUCAGAGGCUUUCAGGCUACAGUCGCCUUCAUUCCUGAAACAGUAUGCCCAGACUUAAACAUCUCCAGGUCAGAGGAUGAGUCAAUGUUUCUGGAGACAUGGAAUGUCCUACCUGAAGAAUCCGAUGCUUCUGUUUCUGGCAAAUUCUGGUCAUUCCCAGUGUCUCAAGCCUCUUGCCUUUAUACAGUGUUACUCCAUCAGACCGAGCCAACACUUGCUGAGGGCCUGCUCUUUGCCAGCCCUAUUCCCAAGCUGGGCAUUUAG
Miniopterus natalensis is the source of this 1860-nucleotide messenger RNA. It is a transcript of the gene OVCH2, whose product is annotated as ovochymase 2. The record is from RefSeq and is a predicted model, not a curated record. Lineage: Eukaryota; Metazoa; Chordata; Mammalia; Chiroptera; Miniopteridae. Gene Ontology annotation, biological process: acrosome reaction; proteolysis. Gene Ontology annotation, molecular function: serine-type endopeptidase activity.